AUGAGCAGUUAUGCAGAACCUUCAAACUUAAAUAGAAAACAUUCCUCUAAAAAUUUUGAUAAUGAUGAAUAUAUUUAUAUUCCAAGUGAAAAUGAAAGAACUAAAGAGGAAUAUGAGGAGCAAGAGGGAUUAAAGUGUGAAUUGGAUGAUGAUGAAACUAGUCUAUUUGAAAAUAUAGAAAAAGUUAUAGAAGAUAAUGAGGAUUUUGUUGAAAUUUCUAAUAAAAAUAGUAAAAAUAAAAAUAAAGUAGAUAUUUCUAAGCCUUUAAACUUUCAAAAUAGAAAUUAUAUUAAAGAAAUAAAACAAACAACAUAUAAGAGUAUGUUGAAAUAUUGGAAAACAUCUGAAACUGUUACUAUGAUAGCCUAUGAAGAAGAUGCUAUAAAAGAAAAUCAUGAGAAUAAUGAACUAUUUUUAUCUUUAAUAUCACGAUCUAUAUCUAAAAUUUACUUCGAUACAGAAACAAUUGAAGGCAAUGAAGAUAAUGAUGAAGUAUAUAAAAAAAGAAAAUUAUUUUUAGAUGACAUUUAUGCUAAAUCAAAUGAAUUGAGUAAAAACAAAAAUGAAUUAAAUAAUUAUUUAUCUUUAGAAGAGAAAGGGAAGGAUACUGAUCCAUUUGACUGA
Molecule: messenger RNA, 624 nt
Organism: Funneliformis caledonium
Lineage: Eukaryota; Fungi; Glomeromycota; Glomeromycetes; Glomerales; Glomeraceae
Source: the annotation of a GenBank genome assembly